GCUGCUGCUGUUGCUAUUACUGUUACUGUUGCUAUUACCGUUGCUGCCGCUGCCGCUGCCGCCGUUGUUGUUGGUGGUGGUGAAGGCAAGCGGAGGCGCCGACUGGCCAAUUGCAACCAAAGAGUUGCUGCAAAACCGAGUGGGAGCGAGUGCGGGAGGCGAUUCGAGGUGCGUCUCCUCCUCAGUCCAGUAAAGGCAUACCGCGAGGAUGAAGGGUCAAGCAGCGUUGUUGCUGCUCCUAAUAGCAGGUGCGCUCGCAUCCACGACCACGAUGUUGGACACAACAACGACCGCCAACAGCGUCAGGUCCAGCAUAAGCAACACCGACGCCGAGGUAUCGUCCAUCCUCAGCUUCGACGCCAAGGACAUUCUCAUUCAGAAUAUGCGCUCCGAGGAUGAGGACGUCAACAACGAGAAGAUCCAAGAGGAGUUGGCGAAAGUGAUCAAGGCCCAGGCGAGGAGGAUCGCCAAGCCGACGUCGGCUCGCGCGCCCUUGAGCAAAUCGAGCAGCAUCGCCGCGGCCCACGGCAGUUACAACACUACCGACAGCCAAGCGCUUAAAGCCCUUCUCGAGGCCGAGGACAUGGUGUAUAACGAAGACGUCGAGGGCGACGACGACGACGACGACGAGGACGAGUACGACGACGAGGACGAGGACGAUGACGAGGACGACGACAUCAACGACGACGAGGAAGUGAUGACAGGCUGUCCGGAUUACUGCCGGUGCGUCGGACCCUACGCGGCUGCCACCACCGCCAGGUGCAGCAAGUUGCUGGACGACCAGAACUUCGGCUCGGGCAUCGCGCACCUAAAAAUCGAGAAUGCCGGGGACAUCAAGCUAGGACCACACGCACUUCGUAAGCUCGGACUCCGCCAGCUCGAGUCCAUCAGUAUCGUCGACACGAAGAUCGUCGAGCUCGACAGGACCGCUUUCGACGGGCUGCGCGACCUCUUCGUCGUUAACCUCACCCACAACGGCCUCACCACCAUACAUCCCGACACCUUCCAGAAUAACUCGCAGCUCAGCCUCCUCACCAUCGCCAACAAUCCCCUCAAGUUCAUGACCUUUAGGCGGGGAAGCAACGACUACCUCCUGGAUGCACCGAGUGUCACUGAAUUAGAUUUUUCCAGCAACCAGUUAGCGCGACUGCCGAGACGUGCCUUCGCCAAGAUGACCAAUCUUGCCUACAUCAGUUUGAAGAACAAUCGCCUCAACAAUAUUGAACGAAAUCUUUUUAGCCCAUUGGACUCGUUAGUGGAUUUAGACCUGUCGCACAAUCUCCUCUCUGAUUUGCCCCUUGACUUGUUCAAGGACAAAGGCUUACAAACCCUGAGAAUUUCGGGCAACAGCUUAACGACUCUAAGUGUUAUCAGGGCAUCGAAGCUUACGACGUUAGACGUAUCGAUGAAUCGCCUCAAGGUUAUCGCGAAGGGCGAUCUCGACGGUGUUCCCUACCUGGACCAGCUUUACUUGAGUGCCAAUAAUCUCAAACGAAUUCACCAGCACGCCUUCUCGGAUCUCGAUCAGCUGACUUACCUCGAUCUCAGCAACAAUAAUCUCAUGACCUUGAGCGAGCAUCAUUUCAGAACGAAUUCGAGGCUGCAGGUGCUGCUGCUCAGUGACAACCCCGACCUUGAGACUUUACCGGUCUUUAGAACGAACGCCCAAGAAUUCGAGAGAUACAGCAUUUACCGCUUCGAGUGCGAAAACUGCGGUCUGACCUUCAUCGAGUCCGGCACGUUCGACGCCAUGCCCGCGAUGACGCGCCUCAACCUCGCACGCAACAAGUUGACCGGCCUGCCCAAGGACCUCUUGCGCUCGCUCUCGUCGCUGCGCGAGCUCGACCUCUCCAUGAACGGCUUCGACGAGCUCGAGGACGACACAUUCGAGGGCGCCACCUCCCUUACCAAGCUCAACAUCGCCAUGAAUUCGUUCGCUUCCGGCCUAAGGGUCACGCCCUUCCUUAAGACGCCAAAUCUGCUGCGCCUGGACGCCAGCUACUGUAACAUGCAGAGAGUCUGGAGCGAGGCGAGGUUGCCAUUCAAGAGCCUCAGGUUCCUCUCGCUGCACAAGAACCGAUUGACGCGCGUCACCGUGGAGGAGCUGCGCGCGAUGCCAAAUCUCUCCGGUCUCGAUCUCUCGCGCAAUCCGCUCCGCUGCGACGAGGACCUGAGCGCCGCGAUCCAGUGGCUGACCGACAACAACGUCACGCCCAAGGAAUCGGUCCACGUGACCGGCAGCGUUACCAAGCACGACUACGAUUACGAGGGCUACGGGGAGUCCGAGCCCGUCACCCAGUGGAGCGACCUCGCCAAACGGCUCUGUGACUCCUGGGAGGGCGGCCCGCCACCGAGGCCCGCCCCCAGAAAGCCCGCGAAGAAGUCCCAGUCGGCGGGAGCGCAGGCCACGGCCGCGGUCCAAGAAUCCGCCGAGACUGGGCUGCCAUCCCUACCCGGACCCUUCAUCAAAUUCGACUUUAGCGACGACUUUAGCCACGUCCCCAACAACAAGCUGGGAUACGGGCACAGCACUAACGAGGAGAUCGAGCUCGCAUGGAGCAGCCAGGAUCAGGAGUACGAGGAGCUGGCGAACCAGGCGAACGUGCGCUACCGCGAGUGGUACUCGAUCGCAUUCUGGCCAGCGGUGACAGUGAUCCUGGUGACGAUCGCUCUCCUCUUGCUGGCCGCGCACUUUGCCAUGCGGCUGGCCAAACGCCGGGGCCAGAGUCCCGUCAUACGCACGCCCAUGAUCCUGCGCCCGGGCCUUAUGGACAACAAGAACUGCGGCCUCGUCUACAAGCCUCUGCAAGAGGAGAUCGCCACACCCCACAUGCCCAAGAGAGGCAGUUUCUACUCCAGUAGCACCUUCCACUACGACAAGAUCGUGCCCGAGAGCGUUUAACUCCUCUCGCGCUAACCCUGAUCCCACGACCAUCCCACCAUCCCAUCCUGAU
Molecule: messenger RNA, 2954 nt
Organism: Ceratosolen solmsi marchali
Lineage: Eukaryota; Metazoa; Arthropoda; Insecta; Hymenoptera; Agaonidae
Gene: Gp150
Product: leucine-rich repeat domain-containing glycoprotein 150
Exons: 10
Coding region: 209-2902 (897 amino acids)
Molecular function (GO): protein binding
Source: RefSeq, a predicted model, not a curated record